Messenger RNA from Orcinus orca (killer whale), 4958 nucleotides. RefSeq names its product dpy-19 like C-mannosyltransferase 1 (gene DPY19L1). The record is from RefSeq and is a predicted model, not a curated record. The transcript has 21 exons. NCBI's taxonomy places the organism in Eukaryota, Metazoa, Chordata, Mammalia, Artiodactyla, Delphinidae. Bases 129 to 2288 code for a protein of 719 amino acids. Gene Ontology annotation, cellular component: nuclear inner membrane. Gene Ontology annotation, molecular function: mannosyltransferase activity.
GCGGGGAGGGGCCGGCCCGCCCUCCGCCCGCCCGCCUGAGAGUGAGCGGCGCCGGGGCCGCCCCGCCAGCCCGCCGUUCCCCGGCCGCCGUCCGGGCGCGCGCAGCGAGCGGGCGCGACUAUGCCAAGAUGGUCCUGCAGGCGCGGAACAAGCACCGGGAGGCGGCCCCCAAGCCGCCCCAGCCACCCCGUGCCUCGCAGUCGCCGCUGAGGGGGUCGCCAGAUGUCGGCGCCGGGGAGCCCGGGCCCGAGCGCGCGCCCCCGUCCCCUCGGCGCAAGGGCGCCGCGGGCAGAAAGGGGCCCCGCGCCGAGCCCGCCCCGCCGCUCGCCGGGGGCGGCCUCGGGGGGCGCUUGGCGGCCGGGCUGCGCGGGGCGCUGGGCCUGCGGCUCUCGGGGCGCGGCCGGACCUGGACCACGCUCCUGCUAGCUGCCUUUGCAGCAGUGUUGCACUGGAGCCAUAUCACACACCUCUUUGAAAAUGAUCGUCAUUUUUCUCACCUCUCAACAUUGGAAAGGGAGAUGGCUUUUCGCACUGAAAUGGGACUGUAUUAUUCCUACUUUAAGACUAUUGUGGAAGCACCCUCGUUUUUGGAUGGAGUAUGGAUGAUUAUGAAUGAUAAGCUGACUGAAUAUCCCCUUGUUAUUAAUACAUUAAAAAGGUUCAAUCUUUACCCUGAGGUAGUCUUAGCCAGCUGGUACAGGAUUUAUAUCAAAAUAAUGGACUUGAUUGGUAUUCAAACCAAGAUAUGUUGGACAGUUACCAGAGGAGAAGGACUCAGCCCUAUUGAAAGCUGUGAAGGAUUGGGAGAUCCUGCUUGCUUUUAUGUUGCUGUAAUUUUUAUUUUAAAUGGACUAAUGAUGGCAUUAUUCUUCAUAUAUGGCACAUAUUUAAGCGGCAGUCGAUUAGGAGGCCUGGUUACAGUGUUGUGCUUCUUUUUCAAUCAUGGAGAGUGUACCCGUGUGAUGUGGACACCUCCUCUCCGCGAGAGCUUCUCGUAUCCAUUCCUUGUACUUCAGAUGCUGCUUGUGACUCAUAUUCUCAGGGCUACAAAACUUUACAGAGGAAGCUUGAUUGCACUCUGUAUUUCCAAUGUGUUUUUUAUGCUUCCAUGGCAGUUUGCUCAGUUUGUACUUCUUACUCAGAUUGCAUCAUUAUUUGCAGUAUAUGUUGUGGGAUACAUUGAUAUAUGCAAAUUACGGAAGAUCAUUUAUAUGCACAUGGGUUUACUGGCAAUGAAACCAUGUUUCCUGAAAGUAAAUGUAUCUGAACUUAGUUUAUGGGUUAUUCAAGGAUGUUUUUGGUUAUUUGGAACUGUCAUACUCAAGUAUUUGACAUCUAAAAUCUUUGGCAUUGCAGAUGAUGCUCAUAUUGGCAACUUAUUAACAUCAAAAUUCUUCAGUUACAAGGAUUUUGACACUUUACUGUAUACCUGUGCAGCGGAGUUUGAUUUUAUGGAGAAGGAGACUCCACUGAGGUAUACAAAGACAUUAUUGCUUCCAGUUGUUCUUGUCGUGUUUAUUGCAAUCAUUAGAAAGAUUGUUAGUGACAUGUGGGGUGUCUUAACUAAACAACAAACACAUAUAAGAAAACACCAACUUGAUCAUGGAGAGCUGGUUUAUCAUGCAUUGCAACUGUUAGCAUAUACAGUUCUUGGUGUUUUAAUUAUGAGACUAAAACUCUUUUUGACGCCACACAUGUGCGUUAUGGCUUCCUUGAUCUGCUCAAGACAGCUAUUUGGAUGGCUCUUUUGCAAAGUACAUCCUGGUGCUGUUGUUUUUGCUGUGUUAGCAGCCAUGUCAAUACAAGGUUCAGCAAAUCUGCAAACCCAGUGGAAUAUUGUAGGGGAGUUCAGCAAUUUGCCGCAAGAAGAACUUAUAGAGUGGAUUAAAUAUAGCACUAAACCAGAUGCAGUGUUUGCAGGUGCCAUGCCUACAAUGGCAAGUGUUAAACUCUCCGCACUUCGGCCCAUUGUGAAUCAUCCACAUUACGAAGAUGCAGGUUUGAGAGCCAGAACAAAAAUAGUAUAUUCAAUGUAUAGUCGAAAAGCAGCUGAAGAAGUGAAGCGAGAAUUGAUAAAGUUACAAGUGAAUUACUACGUUCUGGAAGAGUCCUGGUGUAUAAGAAGAUCCAAGCCUGGUUGCAGUAUGCCUGAAAUCUGGGAUGUGGAAGAUCCUGCUAAUGCUGGGAAACCUCCCUUAUGUACCCUCUUAGUAAAGGAGUCCAAGCCUCACUUCACCACUGUAUUCCAGAAUAGUGUUUACAAAGUCUUAGAAGUUAUAGAGGAAUGACCGCUGCCUACAGAGAAGUCCACCAGUAAUGGUUUUCAUGUUUUGCUAAUAGCUCAUGCCUUGUUUUUAAUUCAGAUCCCCAAAACUUUUAUAAGUAACUGUUUUCAAAUGAAAAACAUCUUAUUUGGUCAAUUUGAAUGUCAUUCUGAUUGUAAAAAUACUUAUACGUUUAUCAGUUGGUUACUAUUUCAAUGCAGCCCUUAAAAUUUGCUAUGCAAAUGAGUAUAUGCUUGUACUUGACUUAAAUAUUUGUCCUAAAGUGAGCAAAGCUACCUGUAUAAAAAAUAUGAUGGGUCGUGACAAGGGUGAUAUGAAAAUAUAGUCACUUACGGACUGUUUAGGGGCUCAUUUUACAGUUCGUGGACUAUUGAUGCCACUUGCUUUUUUCUCUGUGUUUUGCUGUUGUCUUUUGAACAUUUCAGCGAUUAUUGUAAGUUCCUCAGUCAAGUCAGCCCCUGUCAUCAACUUCAGUAAGAAUAGAUGGGGCAGACAUGCGUAUUUGCUAUGUAGAACUCUGUUUGUUUCACUUCUUCACAUUCUUUUGUUCUCUGUUGCUCUCGUUAAUGAAGCAUUUCCUGCCUGUUAUUAAUCCAAGCUCUUGGACCUAGUCCUUAAGACCAAAUUCCUGUUAACUACCAACCAUGUGGCAUUAGUGUGUGUGCGUCUGUCUGUCUGUCUCUCUCUUUCUCAAUAUUCUUUGUCAAAUAAGUGCUAUUUACACAUUUAGUUGCUUAGCAAGUACUUAUUCUUGGUUUAAAAAAUUUAAUGACAAUUGUGUAUUUUUAGUAUUCAUUUUUAGUAUUGUUCAAAUGUUUAUAUUUUAAUAACUUUAAACCACUUAAAAUUUUUCAUGUAUAAUUGUAGACUUAAGAAAACUAUUUUGAACAACCACAAAUAUAAUGCAUCUAGAAACUAAUGUAUAUUUGAGUAGACAUAAUUUAUAGUGGAACAGUAGACUGUAGUAUGUGGUAAUUUUUCUUUUACUAUUAAGAUACAAUAAAAUAUGACUAACUUUUUUGUCAGAUAAGUAAAUGAAUAAUGAUAAGUGAAUGGAGUUUUUAUAUUUUACUUUUAAAAUUGCCUGUCUUUAAUAAGACGAAGCCUUAAACCUUAUGUUAUAAUUUUGGUUCCAAAAAGCAUCAUUUCAGUAUGAGGAAUGAGUAUAUUCAGCCUUCCUCUUUGUUUUUUUUCUUUCCUGUUUAUUUUUAUUUGGAAAAUUUUCCAACCUGCUUUAAAUUUCUAGUAUGAAUUUUUGUUUCUUAAAAGUUAAUUUGUGUGAAAUGAGAUUCUUCAAAACAGUGAAUCCUCAUAGUUUUGAGAAAUGGUUUUAAGAUUUAACGUUCUAAGCAAACCAUGACUCUGGUGGACUACACGUUUAAUUACACAGUGUUCUCUUUAUUAACCACAGGUAGAUUAACCUCAUUGUGGAUUGUCCUUGAGACCUGAGUCCUCAGGGAUGGUUUCCGGUGCCCACUCCGGGGAGCCAGUGAAGAGCUGUUCUCUUUCUGCCUUCUCACCAGAGCCCAAGGACAAGCCUGGUCUGGGGGAGGCACUAGCUUGCUUAGAGCAGACAGCUGCCGAGACAGCCUGGGCUGAGGACUGUGCAGCCCCCAGCCUUCCCCAGAGCCCACCUCUCCCAGGGAGCCUCCUUCCAGCGGAGAUUGUCAGUGUCUUCAGGUGCCUGCCCCCUCUUUCUCACUUACCGGGUGACUUAUUUCUUGGUCUUUUGCCAGUCAGAAAACAAGGAAGCAUCUGGGGAGUUGUGGAUUAGGAGUAGAAUUUGAGCAAUGAUGAAGCAAUGCAGAAAAAUGGCAAGUGGGCACUUGAGGUCGAGGAGGAUGAGAGGCACCAUGGGCAGGAAGAGCGGAAGUGUGUGCUCUGCUUUAUUUGCCAUUGUUUCUCUCGUAAAUAUGUUUUAUACAUCCAGCAGUUACAAUUUUUUAAAAAAAAUUUUAUUUUUAAAGUUCUCUAUUCUUCCCACCUUUCAGGAAUUCCUUUCCCAGUAAGUUCACAUGUAAUUAUUUGAAAUUCUAUAUAGGAAAAACAUUAAAAUACUGUUAUAACUGUUUCAUAUGCUGGGAAAAGAUAAAAGUAAUCAAAUUAGUUUUUUUUUUUUUUAUUUUGCCAGAAGACUCCUUUUUUAACAGUAUUUAUUGAUGUAACUCCACCAGCAAACUAUGAGUAUAUUUUAGGCCAGUCAGUUUAGAACAGAGGCCUUGGGCUACACUGCACACUCAGCCUUGGUCACAUCUGGUAGCAGCCGGUGCUGUAGAUUAUUAAUAUCUUUUAUGGCAGCACAGAGUAGUGGUAGGUUUGAUAUACAUGACAAAAUAGUAUUAAAGCUCAGUAUUUUAUGCAUUUUUAGCAUUUAAAAAUAUUUUGCUUUUGUGUGAGGAAGGUUAGGAUGGGCAAGGAAGUGAUAAAAUAGCUAUUGCUAUGACAUUAAAAAAAAACAAAGUUGGGGCAUUAUUUCUAUAAAAAGAUAAGCCUCUAAAAGUGCUUAGCAGAAACAGCGUAGUGUUAAAAUAGAACAAUGAUAUUAAGGAGAAAAUGAAAGGAUGUGUCAGAAAUAAAGUGAUAAUGCAUAGGGGAAUUGUAUUUUUAUGAAUUUUAUGCCAGUUUACAUGUACUAUAUAUGUUAAAUAAAAAAGAUCAUGAAAAAUAUAGAAA